This is a messenger RNA of Oryzias latipes (Japanese medaka), 697 nucleotides long. NCBI's taxonomy places the organism in Eukaryota, Metazoa, Chordata, Actinopteri, Beloniformes, Adrianichthyidae. The record is from RefSeq and is a predicted model, not a curated record.
CCUCGUGAGGAAGUCACGGAGUGCGCAUGUCGGGUCAGCUGAAGGUUUGAAAACACUUCCAGAAUCCUCGCUGUCUGUGUCCGGCGUGGAUUUUCGGCGGCAGCGGCAUGAACAGCGUCGGGGAGGCAUGCACCGAGCUGAAGCGGGAGUACGACCAGUGCUUCAACCGCUGGUUCGCCGAGAAGUUCCUGAAGGGCGACCGGAGCGGCGACCCGUGCACGGAGACCUUCCGCAGGUACCAGCGCUGCGUGCAGAAGGCCAUCAAGGAGAAGGACAUCCCGGUGGACGGGGUGGAGUUCAUGGGGCCCAACAAGGACAAGCCUGAGAGCUGAUGGAGGGAGGAAGGAGGGAGGGAGGGAGAGGGGGGACGAACUGGGACUCUCCCCCCAACCACCACCAGGGGCCCCGAGCAUGCGCAGAAACGGACUGUGAGAAGUGACGUCACAGAACCGGGCUCUUCACUGCAGUUGGGGCAAAUUCCUGCCUCUCUGCGGGGUUUCUGACGCCUUCAGGCUGGCGGCAACAUUUAGAGGAGAUGCUGCAUCAAAGUUCUGGUCCGGAUCCCGGAUGGUUCCGACACUGAUGGAUCAGACCUGCAGAAACAUGGAUCCCGACCCUCCAGCUGCUGUCAUGAAGCUCCUGUCUGUGUUCUGGCUUUUCUGUGUGAUGUUUUAUAAACAACAGAUAUGAAAUAUUC